AUGGACAAGUCGCUUACAGCCACUCUUAUUGUCGAAGGAGGAGAGAAGCCAACCUUGACUCGCAAACAUACGUCUCUCCUAGAAUCUUCCUAUCGGAGCGACUCCGUGAUGGAUAAGAGGGACGUCGUUAAUACGGUCCCUCAGGAUCCCGGUGUUCGUGUCCUGGAGCUGCACGAAUGGAAAGCAGCAGCUGCAAGUCUGGCUGAGUCUUUUGCGGAAGACCACUGCUGCUCUUAUUUCGUGAAUACACCAGACACAGCCCACUGGACGAAGGAGCAGAAGUGGGACCUCCAUGUCCGCAUGAUGGAGUACAUAGUCUAUGCUCACCUGCUCAGAGGCCUCGCUGUGACGGCUGGGCCGAAUUAUGAUUGUGUUGGCUUAUGGAUGCCACCAGGAGCCAACAUGGACGAUCUCCUCACUCUUCUCCGUUCUGGACUCUGGCGCCUCGUCUACCAACUCAGCCGUGAAGGGCGGACACGCUUCUACUCAGAGUUUCUGCCUUUGCUCCAUGACACCAAGGCCCGCGUUUUAGGUCCCGAGAAGGACAACGAAAGCUGGUACCUCGUCUACAUCGGCACUCUUCCCCCUGGUCGCGGGAAGGGCUAUGCGAAGAAAGUCAUCGAGUAUAUUACUGCCAAGGCGGAUGUGGCGGGUCAGGUGUGUUAUUUGGAGAGUAGUCAUGAGGUUAACAGGAUCAUCUAUGGGAAAUUGGGGUUUCAGGUUCAAAAGAUGAUUUAUUUGCAGCGGGCGGAGGAGGUUGUGGGUUUGGAUAUUAUGGUUAGAGAGCCUGUGAUGAAGAGGAAUGAGGGUGAUUGA
Messenger RNA from Recurvomyces mirabilis, 816 nucleotides. RefSeq lists its product as uncharacterized. The transcript is spliced from 2 exons. NCBI's taxonomy places the organism in Eukaryota, Fungi, Ascomycota, Dothideomycetes, Mycosphaerellales, Teratosphaeriaceae. The coding region runs from base 1 to 816 and encodes 271 amino acids. The record is from RefSeq and is a predicted model, not a curated record.